UAUUUUCUGACACAUGCUUUCCCUCCCUCAAAAACUUCCGUUUCUACCAAAGACUGUCAGACACUCAGAGCUGCCCUCCUCUCUCUCUCUCUUUCCCAUUCUCUCUUCCUCGUUCCUUCUUCUACAUCGCUUUAUGCUCUGUUCUCGGUUGAGGUUUUCUCCAUGGUUGAAUUGUCCACUUUCAGGUUCCUUAGGAAAAUGAUUUUGCUGCAGGGGACCCUCCAAACCUUGAGUCAGUUAAUAGUUAUAACGGGUUAGUCUUUGCUGAAGAUAGGGGCUUUGCAAUGAGGUUUUGGCUGUUGCAUUUGGACUGAUUGCUUGUGAGACAGAGGAGCUAUCAACAACUCAAAAGUCUAUUUAUAUAUGGAUAAAACUGGUAUCCAUCCCGUCAGCGAAGGAAGCUGUUUUGAAAGACCCAUGAUAACCUUCAAGCGAAGAAACAAAUCGAACCCAAACGACGUUGCCGAAGUAGAAGAGAUUAUAAGCAGCAGAGAAUCGAAAAACCACAGGACAAAUUCUGUAAAUGAAGGAGAUAGACUCAGUGCCUUGAAUGACAAUGUCCUCCUUCAUCUCCUCUCCUUCUUGCCCACCCUAGACGCCAUCAGAACAUGCGUUUUGUCAAAAAGAUGGAGUUACCUGUGGACUUUUGUCCCGGCCCUUAGUUACAACCUGGAGCGCACAAGUUGUUGUAAAAAUGUUGAUGAAUUUGUUUCCUUCGUGGAGAAGACCAUAAUUCUUAAUAAGUCUUCCAAGAUGUUCAAAUUUUUACUUAAUUUCCAGCAGCAUUUUGGGGAGUGUUAUAUGGUCCAUCUUGACUCUAAAGUUCUGGAUAUCUGGACUCGCUUUGCGACCAAGGCAAAUGUAGAGGAGCUCUGUCUUGCAUUAUAUGAAGAUGAUUUUGGCCUACGAUGCACUAUGGAUUAUAAUCUGCACAUGAAUUACUCACUGCCCAAGCAUAUUUUUGGCUGUUCAUCUUUGACCAAGUUGUAUCUGUCACACUGUAAUAUUGUGCCUCAUGGAGUUAUUACCUGGACAUUACUCAAGAGUUUAUCUAUUAAGAAUACCAAAGUAAGUGAUGAUGUGAUGCAGAAAGUAUUGUCCGGGAGUCCAGCACUUGAAGUUCUGGAGAUACGUCGUUGUGCUGGGAUUAAUCGUCUGGAUAUUACUUCUGCCAGUGUGAGAAAAUUGGUGAUAGAAGACUAUUGGAUAUGGAAUAAGGACGAUAUUAGCUUUAUAUAUCCUAGCUCGGAAAUAUUGGAAAUCUUGGCUCCCAAUAUAAAGGUAUUGGAACUUUUAGGUCAUUUUGGGACAAAAUGUCAACUGGUUGAUGUCUCAUCUCUAGUUAGUGCUCAUAUUGGUUUUGAGUUGAAUAAGCGACUGGUGGCCGUUCCUGAUUCUACUAGAGCAGCCAAGUACUACAAAGAAAGUCAAAACAUGCUGAGAGAACUCUUAAGUAGUGUUCGGUUUGUCAAGGAACUCACAUUGGGUGCUUGGUGCUUUCAGAUUAUAACCAAGUUGCUUGAAGUGAAAUAUUUGCAUUCUCCACUACCAGAGUGCGAAAGUUUAAUGCUGAAAGCGAGAAUAAGAGAGUGGGAGCUACAGGGCAUGGCAAAGCUGCUAAGAAAUUUUCCUCCUCUGGUCAAAUUAACCAUAGAUGCUGCAACUUGUAAGCGUACUCAAGAUUUGUUGGACCAUUUUGGAGCUGAGGUAAAGAUCUCCUGGGCAUCCAUAGGAAAGACUUUCAAUUCUCUGCUCUUGCAUGAUCUCAAGACUGUUAAGAUUGUUGGUUCUUGUCUGUGCAAUGAGAAGCAAUCGAUAGCGCUUGCUGAGUUCUUGCUUAAGAAUGCAAACGUACUGGAGACGAUGGUUUUUACCGUAUCAAAAAAAGAUUGUUUCCUGAAAUAUGAAGAGUUUGGUUAUCCUAGAUGUGUUCCUGCACGUUAUACUACCGAAGAUGUGCUAACAAUUGCUGGAAAGUUGCUAAGCUUCCCGAGAUCCUCGCCUCAUGCAAAUAUCAGCUUCUCAUGGUCUAUGCUUUGAUAGAAGAGACAAUAUUGCAAGGAACUUCUGGGACCUGAAUUGCCUUGCUUCCUGUAUUCAUUAUAAUUGCUUUCUGUUCUUUGGUACUAUCAGUGCUAUGUACUCGCUUUCUGUAUUUUCAAUUACGACUGCUAUCUGUUCUUUCAGUCCUUUGACCUUACUCUCUGUAUUUGUUUUGUAGUUGCAGAUGAUGUUAAUUCGCCAAAUUUGUUUACCAUAUGUGACAUUAUUUGAUAUUAUUUCCGUAAUUUUGAGUUAUAUUAA
Messenger RNA from Ziziphus jujuba (common jujube), 2304 nucleotides. RefSeq names its product F-box/LRR-repeat protein At5g02910. The record is from RefSeq and is a predicted model, not a curated record. Bases 364 to 2040 code for a protein of 558 amino acids. The transcript has 4 exons. Lineage: Eukaryota; Viridiplantae; Streptophyta; Magnoliopsida; Rosales; Rhamnaceae. Gene Ontology annotation, molecular function: protein binding.